GGACGAUUUUGAUUGGCUGAGGAUUAUGAGGCGGAGCGAAGACCUGCUUUCAUCAAACGACGCAGAGUUUGUGUAGACUUUGUCAAAUUCAGCUCUGAGAAAGAUGGAGCUCUAUGUAUUCAUGUGCAUGCUUGCGGCACUUGUUUCUUCAGAGAACAAAGUUGUUCAUAAGGAGUUUUAUUUGAGCGGAUGCUCUGAUACAGAGAAAGAAGAUCUGUUUGGAAUGGAUGGAGAGGAACUGUGGCAUGCAGACUUCAUUAAAGGAGAAGGAGUAGUUACUCAGCCUGACUUUUCAGAUCUCGGCUAUGAGGGUUUUUAUCAGCAAGCUCUUGCUCAAAUACAAGUCUGCAAACAAAACUUAGCCGUAGCCACCAAAGCUUAUAAAAAUCCUGAAGAGAAAAUGGACAAACCUCAGACUUCCAUCUAUGCUGAGGAUGAUGUGCAGCUGAAUGUUGAAAACACCCUCAUCUGUCACGUGACUGGAUUCUUCCCUCCUCCUGUCACAGUCUCAUGGACUAAAAACAACGAGGCUUUCAGAGAAGACAGUCUAAGUCAGUAUCGGCCAAAUGAUGACGGCACUUACAACAUCUUCUCCAGUCUGUCGUUCACACCUGAAGAAGGAGACAUUUACAGCUGCUCUGUGAAGCAUGUCUCUCUCGAUCAACCUCAGACUGAAACAUGGGAAGUGGACGUAGCUGUGCCCGGCGUUGGUCCAGCUGUGUUUUGUGGAGUGGGUCUGUCUCUGGGGCUCCUGGGAGUCGCUGCUGGAACUUUCUUCCUCAUUAAAGGAAACAACUGCAACUGACAUCCAGAUACCCAAGCAAACUUUAAAGGAAACUGUAUAUAGUGUGUAACAGGUCCUGCGAAUAAUGCCAGUUUCAUCAUUCUGUCACUUAUCAUGUUGGUGACAGAAAACAUCUUACAUGUUAUAUAGAAAUAGAUUCAAAGACACAUAAAUCUCUAUGUAAUCUUUAAUACUGCCUGAUAGUUAAUAAUGCACCAAUCAGGCAACAUCUUGGUUUGAAAUGUAACACAGUAUACACUUACAUACAGAUGUCUAAAUUGCUUAAAAUGGUAGAUGACGUUUUGUUAAUACGUCACAUUUUCAGCUAAUCCAGAGUGAUACUGGACCUGAAAAUUCAAUUAGUUAAUCAGUUAGUUACUCAUUGGUUGAGCUCUUACUGUCUUGAUAAAUUCAUGUAUUUUCAACAAACACCAUGGCAUUCUUAAAAAUUGCGGUGCUGUGUGCUUUGAAAAUAAGAUUUGUUUUAAAAUGUUGAUAUAUUCUGUCGUUACAAUCAAAUAGAAGUUAACGGUUUUACAAGAUUUUCUGACACACACUUCAAAUAAAGAUUCUCUAUUUUGAUUUCA
Molecule: messenger RNA, 1371 nt
Organism: Puntigrus tetrazona (Sumatra barb)
Lineage: Eukaryota; Metazoa; Chordata; Actinopteri; Cypriniformes; Cyprinidae
Product: mamu class II histocompatibility antigen, DR alpha chain-like
Biological process (GO): antigen processing and presentation of exogenous peptide antigen via MHC class II; peptide antigen assembly with MHC class II protein complex; positive regulation of T cell activation
Cellular component (GO): MHC class II protein complex; membrane
Molecular function (GO): MHC class II protein complex binding
Source: RefSeq, a predicted model, not a curated record